Sinocyclocheilus grahami is the source of this 1184-nucleotide messenger RNA. RefSeq names its product proteasome 26S subunit, ATPase 5 (gene psmc5). The transcript is spliced from 11 exons. Lineage: Eukaryota; Metazoa; Chordata; Actinopteri; Cypriniformes; Cyprinidae. The coding region runs from base 63 to 1100 and encodes 345 amino acids. The record is from RefSeq and is a predicted model, not a curated record. Gene Ontology annotation, molecular function: ATP hydrolysis activity; ATP binding.
GCAGUGCAUUAUGUCAGAGGAAAACUAAUCGGAUAUAACGCCGCUGAUGGACGGAAGUUUGCAUGUUCAAGAUGGCGCUGGACGGGAUCGAGCAAAUGGAUAUUGAGGAGAGUAAAGGAGGCACUGGUCUCCGACAGUAUUACCUGUCUAAAAUUGAGGAGCUUCAGUUGACAGUGAAUGAUAAAAGCCAAAAUCUCAGGCGUCUACAGGCUCAAAGGAACGAGCUAAAUGCCAAGGUGCGCCUCCUGCGUGAAGAGCUUCAGUUGCUGCAGGAGCAGGGGUCUUAUGUAGGAGAGGUGGUGAGAGCCAUGGACAAGAAGAAAGUGCUGGUCAAGGUGCAUCCUGAAGGAAAGUUUGUAGUGGAUGUGGAUAAGAACAUUGAUAUAAAUGAUGUAACUCCCAAUUGCCGUGUAGCACUUCGAAAUGACAGUUACACACUUCACAAAAUCCUGCCAAACAAAGUUGACCCACUCGUCUCACUGAUGAUGGUGGAAAAAGUGCCAGAUUCAACGUACGAGAUGAUUGGAGGGCUGGACAAACAGAUCAAAGAGAUCAAGGAAGUGAUUGAGCUUCCAGUCAAGCACCCAGAAUUGUUUGAGGCUCUAGGAAUUGCGCAGCCUAAGGGUGUGCUGCUGUAUGGACCUCCUGGAACUGGAAAGACCCUGUUAGCCAGAGCUGUGGCCCAUCACACUGACUGCACCUUCAUCAGGGUGUCUGGAUCAGAGCUGGUGCAGAAAUUCAUAGGAGAAGGAGCUCGUAUGGUGCGUGAGCUGUUCGUCAUGGCCAGGGAACAUGCGCCCUCUAUCAUCUUCAUGGAUGAGAUCGACUCCAUCGGCUCGUCUCGGCUGGAGGGUGGAUCAGGAGGAGACAGUGAGGUGCAGAGAACUAUGCUGGAGCUCCUCAACCAGCUGGAUGGGUUUGAGGCCACCAAGAACAUCAAGUCUGGUGCUGAGGUCAAGGGUGUCUGCACAGAGGCAGGGAUGUAUGCUCUGAGAGAGAGGCGAGUCCACGUUACCCAAGAAGAUUUUGAAAUGGCAGUAGCAAAGGUGAUGCAGAAAGACAGUGAGAAAAACAUGUCCAUAAAGAAGCUCUGGAAGUAAACAUUAGACUAUGUAAUGUGCAGUUUUUUUCUUCAAGUUGCUUCAUCACCCAAAUGUAUUCAAAAUAAAUUGUUUCUCACUUAG